UCCCCUUUCACGCAAUGUUUCACACAGAGACAUCCCCUCCUCCCCUGGCGCCAACCAAAAGCCAGUCAUGGUAACUAAAGGAACUGAACAGAGAGACGAAGCCUUCAACAUCUUCCCAUACCCCUGCAUCGGCCAAAUGCGCUUCCUCAGCUGCCACCUGGCGCGUCUCCCGUUCUACCCGCAAGUCCUGGCGCGGCUGCGCGCCUCCCCGGCCCACGGCUUCCUAGACGCGGGGUGCUGCGUCGGCCAAGAGCUGCGGCACCUGGUGCACUCCGCCUCGAUCCCGGCAUCCCAGCUGUACGGCUUCGAUUUAGAGCCGGGGUUCUUCGACCUGGGCUACAAGCUCUUCCGCGACGACGCCCAAACAUUUCCUGCGACGUUUGUGGGCGGGGAUUUCGGGGUCGAGGAUGAGGGGGAGUGGGCGCGCGGGGAGAUCAUGAGUACCGUCAAGGGGAAGGUGGAUGUUGUGUGGGCGGGCUCGCUGCUGCAUUUCUGGGAUUAUGAGGGCCAGGUCCGCGGGGUGAUGCGGUUGAUUGAUUUGACGAGGGGUGAGGUGGGGACGAUCGUGUGUGGGCGGCAGAUGGGGAGUACGGUGGCCGGGGUUUAUGAGCUGAAGGGGUUGAUGGAUCAGACGAUGCAUUAUCGGCAUGACGUGGCGAGUUUGUUGGGGCUGUGGCGCGAGGUGGAGGGCAGGACGGGGAUGAAGUGGGAGGUGCGGGCGGAGUUGGAGGUGGGCGAGACUACGGCGAAGAUGCGCAAUAUGAGCUUUGUGGAUGAUAAUGCCCGCGUGGUUUGGUGGUGUGCUACCCGGGUGCUGUGAGUUGAUUUUAUGGGUGGAUGGGGAUCGGGGAUUGGAGGUACGGGAUCAUGAGAUAUGAGUUUGAGCAUGAGUAUGAGCAUUAGGGUUGUUGCGUUUGGCCAGGGAGGUGAAAGGAAAGGGGGGUCUGGGGGUUCUCCCCCAGAACGCCUACCCCCAAGUCUCAAAGAACAGUGGCAUCCGGGGGGAGAACCCCCAGUCCCCCCUUCUUUUCCGCUCCCCAGACAAUACGCAGUCACUGCCUGUCCCUAUUUUUGAUGUACUGUACAUACCCGAAGGGACUACCGGAUAUCCACAUCCAUCUUCACCAGAAUCCCAUUCGCUGACACCAGGCCUGCCGUUGCCCCCCGUGCCCGGUCUUCGGGGUCCUUGGAGGCACAGCUGGUGGUGGUGAAAUGGCCCAUCUGCAGCUGCUCGGUGCUGCUGCUGGCCU
Messenger RNA from Aspergillus uvarum CBS 121591, 1250 nucleotides. RefSeq lists its product as uncharacterized. Bases 137 to 820 code for a protein of 227 amino acids. The transcript has a single exon. The record is from RefSeq and is a predicted model, not a curated record. NCBI's taxonomy places the organism in Eukaryota, Fungi, Ascomycota, Eurotiomycetes, Eurotiales, Aspergillaceae.